AAGUUCAUUGGAGCUGACUGGAACAAACCUGAGCAAGACUGAACUGUGUUUAAUCUAAAUUAGAAACACAACAGAUUUAAAGGAGGCAAAUAUCUGUCUACUGAUGAAAUUGCAGCAGGGCAGAUCAUACUAACUGAUCUUAAACACAGAAGGAAGCAGGCUUUUCUGUGCAUGUGAGGAAAAAAUACAUCGUCCCUUGAAGGGUUUCUGAAAGCAUACCAAGUGGCCAGUUGGCGAUGGAAGAGGACAAGACAUUUCGCUAUGGUCUCAUUGUUCUGGGAUUCUUUCUGAUAAUGGUUGGAAUGUUCAUCAUGAAUGUGGAUAAGCCUGAGGUCUUUGCAACUUUCUGUUCCAUCGGGAUUCUGAUGAUCGUUGUGGGGAUUAUCUGGAGCAUUUGUCAGUGCUAUCCUAAGGUCACGCUCGUCCCACCCAUCGAGUCAGACACAGAGCACUUGUUUCCACAGAAACAUCAGAUCUCAGUCUCCAUGUCAGAAUCUGGGGCUCCUCUCAAAUCAAGCAAGGGAAGAGGAUCCAUUGGGGCCCCUCUUGCCACAUUCCAGGAAGAUUUCAACACAGCAGACAGGCCAUCUUCCUCAAACAACCUGUCUCUUCUCAGGCACAGGUCAGUCCUCCCCUCUUGUUCCAGAAACAAAGGCCAGAGCCACCCAGCUAAGAGUGAAAUCGUCACCUUCACUGAUUCGGUGCCCUCUGACAGUCCAAAUCUGUGUAACCAGCUGGCCGCCAGUGCCUCUAAGAGUGAGCAGAGGGAUGUCACAAACCUUGCAAUUCCACCGCCUUUUAAACUUGAACAAUCAGCAUCCAGGGAGAGUCAGAAGAAAGAGGGCCAGGUAGAAGGUGAUAUGUUUUAUGGGAUAUGUGAUGAAGUGUAUGGAAGAAAUCUUUAUAUUUCUGAGGAAUCAGAAAAUGUCGAAUGCCGCUCUGAUGAAAUUUCUGUAUAAAGUGCGCACCAUCUUCAAUAUGUUAUUCAAUAAUUACACAAUGAAGACCUGUAACUCCUCCCUAUUGUCUCUGAGUAUUGAACCCUCUUACAAAAAUACAUGUAAAAAAAAAUAGCUGACUAGACAGAAAGCUAAUUACAAUUCCUUGAAUCAUGACUUUUUUAAAAAAAAGCUGUGCAAAUAGUGAGCUUCAUUCUUUAAAUUAUUAUUCAAAGAUGUUAGGAUAUUCAUUCAUAAUGCACAUUAGAUUGUGAACAGCAAAAUUUCUACGUCCUCCCUUCUCCCAUCCAUUUUAUUAAUAUACACAGGGGGUCCCAGCGAUUUUUUUUGGGUGCAUUUUCUGCCACAUUUCUUGGGAUUGCAGUGUCUAAAGUGGCAAUAAAUAGUCUCUAGCACCGCUGUUCCCUCCAGACAAUUCCAAUGGCUUACCUGGUGAUUGCCUCAGUCUCACUCAAGAUCUUCAGUGGGAAUCUUCAUUCCAAUCUUCAUGGGGCUUCCUUCCUUUUAAGGUCCCAUGACUGAUCUUCCCAUGUCGCUGUGACACUGUCGGGAUUCUGCUUCCUCUACUGGUAGGCUCCCUCUUAAUGGUCGAGCCAGUUAGGUUUGAGCUGGAGUGGACAUGGACGGGUGGCAGAAAUACAGAGGCCCCAGAUCUCUGCCCCAAAGGGGAGUGUCCAAGCCAUGAUGUCACUCCAUUAGUACCAAUUUGAAUAUUCCCCAUCACAUUUGGGUGUAUCUAUUGAUCUCCAUCAUGUCUAGGGGAAAGUUCCAGAGUGAUGACAGCCAGCAAGGAAGCGAAAUGCAUCCAUAGCCAAUUUUAUGCCCUGCCCAACCCUAGACGUGCCCCAAAUCAGAUGGUAUCUGAAUAGAAAAUUUCAGCUCUUAUGUGUAUUCUCUAUAUUCCAUCUGUUUUGUAUAUUUACCACUGUGCUGCAUCCUGCAGCUUACUGUAUUCUGCUCAUAUCUUAGAGAUAAAAUGAAGUCCCCAAGCCAGUUUUAUACUUUUUAAAGAAUUAUGCUGAACAACUAGGAAACAUUUGCACACCAGGAUAAUUAAUUUUUUAAAAAGCUAUAACCAGGAGAUGGUUUUGACAUUAAAGAAGCUCUUUAUAUUUUCAUGGUUGUUGUGCUGUAAUUGUG
Molecule: messenger RNA, 2099 nt
Organism: Carcharodon carcharias (great white shark)
Lineage: Eukaryota; Metazoa; Chordata; Chondrichthyes; Lamniformes; Lamnidae
Gene: bsnd
Product: barttin CLCNK type accessory subunit beta
Exons: 3
Coding region: 237-959 (240 amino acids)
Biological process (GO): chloride transport
Cellular component (GO): basolateral plasma membrane
Molecular function (GO): chloride channel regulator activity
Source: RefSeq, a predicted model, not a curated record